Messenger RNA from Python bivittatus (Burmese python), 4876 nucleotides. RefSeq names its product solute carrier family 25 member 39 (gene SLC25A39). The record is from RefSeq and is a predicted model, not a curated record. NCBI's taxonomy places the organism in Eukaryota, Metazoa, Chordata, Lepidosauria, Squamata, Pythonidae. Gene Ontology annotation, cellular component: mitochondrion. Gene Ontology annotation, biological process: mitochondrial transmembrane transport.
GAGCCUGCCGACUGCCGCGCGCGCCGCUCGAUGACGCCGCUGCGGUUUCUCCAAUCCUGGACAUUUGGGUGAAGUUCUUUUGCUCGGCCGGGUGCUUGCGCUGGAGCGAGCGUGUGUCUCGGGAAAUCCGGACGCCUGCCCUCGUGAAUGUACCUAUGGAUGCACCGGGCGCAGAAGUAGCAAGCGUGCUUAGGGCUGGCGUGAGGAGGUGAGGGGGGCGGCUCAGGGGCCUUGAACGGGGAGAAGCCUGUCACCGGGCCUUGAGUGGAGAUCGCCCGAGGCCAGACAGGAACGUGGAAACUGGACGGCGGACGCCGGGUGUAAUUUAUUGGGGUACUUGCCGUGCUCCUCUCCUGGGGACUGGAGGAGAGCCCUACUGGAGUACAUCACGAGGUCCAGUAUCCUAUUUCCUACAGAGAUAGGUAAAUGCCUUCGGGAAGUCUGCAAGCGAGGUGUAAAAGGUGAACAGCACAAUGUCCGAGAAUUCAUCUGUGAGCCUGGUGGGCAUCACCCCUGUGCAACAGAUGUUGGCAUCUGGGACUGGAGCCCUUUUCACCUCUCUUUUUGUCACACCUUUGGAUGUGGUGAAAAUCCGAUUGCAGGCUCAGAGAACCCCAUUCUCUAAAGUGUUGUCAGUACAGUCUAUGCCCUGGAGCAUUCACCAAUCCAAAUGGAAAUGCUUCCUCUACUGCAAUGGCCUCAUGGACCAUCUCUAUGUUUGUCAGAAUGGAAACAGCUGCACAGCCUGGUAUAAGGCACCCACUCACUUUACUGGCACCCUGGAUGCUUUUGUGAAGAUAAUACGGCACGAGGGAAUUCGAUCUUUGUGGAGUGGCCUGCCACCUACUCUAGUUAUGGCUGUCCCUGCUACUGUGAUCUACUUCACUACUUAUGAUCAACUACGUGAUUUCUUACAUGUUAAGUUGAACAGCCAAGGACACUAUAUCCCACUGAUAGCUGGUGCAAUUGCCAGAUUGGGUGCAGUAACCGUGAUAAGUCCCUUGGAACUCAUCCGAACAAAAAUGCAGUCUCGUCAGCUGAGCUACCAGGAACUGCGUGUCUGCAUCCAGUCUGCGGUGGCCCAGGAUGGAUGGAUGUCUCUUUGGAGGGGUUGGGGCCCAACAGUGUUACGAGAUGUUCCUUUCUCAGCUCUGUAUUGGUAUAACUAUGAACUGAUGAAAGCUCUGCUCUGUAGGCAGUUCUCCCUUGAUGAAGCCACUUUCAUGAUCAGUUUUGCAGCUGGAGCCAUUUCUGGCAUGGUGGCUGCUACCUUAACUUUGCCCUUUGAUGUUGUAAAGACCCAGCGACAGAUUGAGCUAGGAAACAUGGAGUCACUCCAAGUUACCACUUCCAAAUCCUCAUCAACUUGGCUACUUAUGCAAAAGAUUCGGGCAGAAUCUGGCACCCGCGGGCUCUUUACAGGUUUUCUGCCUCGUGUUAUCAAGGUGGCUCCAGCCUGCGCUAUUAUGAUCAGCACGUAUGAAUUUGGCAAGACCUUCUUCCAGAAAAUGAACCAGGAACGGCAGUUAAGCAGUCUAUGAAGUCUAUAGGCAGAGCCUUGGAUGAUAGCCUCCAGAUGGACCAAAGAAACGCUGAUGGCAAGAGAAAGGACAGAUUCUGAUAGAUACGAAAAAGGAAAACCCAGUUUGUGAACUGGGUUAAAUAAAUGUGGAUCCAGCUGUGAAUAAUAUUAAUCAAGGUUGAGAAGAUCACAUAACCAAUAAAUCUCUUGCUUGCUUUCCUUAUAGGACUUCUCACUCAUCAGGCAAAUUCCAGUGCCUUUUAGCUAGCUUCUGGUCUCCUGUCUUCCUGUUUUUUCCUGAUGGACAAUUUGGGGAUUUAAGCCUCUUAGCUACACACACUCUCCUCUUUAGGUACUGUCAAGAUUGGAUGCUAUAACUUUUGGGUGUCAUUUGAAGAGGCAAAGCUCCAGCACAUCUUAAGUUAAAACCAAUUGCAUAGUAUGAUCCUGGAGUGUUGGGAUCAUUGGCCAGCUACAGAAGGAAAAAGUAAGAAAGGGGAGGAAACAGCCUAGCAUUGCCAUUCCCACUGCUUCAUUACUAUUAUUAUUUUUGGUAGGCCUUCAGAGAGUAAACGUUGCAGUAGACAGCAGAUGUUUCCAUCCCUGUCUUAAUUCUCAAAGUGUCUGUUGGCCUGCGUGCUUGUUCUUUCUUCACCUGAUUUUUCCUGUGCAUGAUGAAUAUAGCUGGCUGAAGUUGCAAUCCUACGCUGGACUUUGACAGCUUUGAAUAGAAACACUGGUUUUGAACACUCAGGAUUUUCCCAGCUCUUCCCUUCACAUCACCAUGGACAGCUUGAACUCUGAAAUCUUCAUACUGAGUAGCAUGGAUGAAAAUGAAUUAGACUCUGCUUGGGUUCCCACCCUCUGGUUCAAUAUUUGCUACACUGAAGGAGAACUGAGAAUAGCAGGCCAAGGUUUGCUUUGAUGCCAGAUACCUUAUGUAGCACCUUUAGCCAUUGAUAGUCUUGCCCCUUCUGUGCUGUUAACGUAUGUGCCUGUUGCUUACAUAUUUGUGGAGGGGGAGAAGCUGGGCUUUUAUUUCUUGAAUAAAGUCACCUUUUUUUUUUUUUUAGCAAAACCACAGUAUACAUUAUUUGACUGUUGAUAACGUCUUCCUGUUGAGUUUUUCUUCCCUUGGAUGCCCAUCAGGUACCCUUAUGUUUUAUUAAAAAACCCAAGCCAUUGCUUUUUAGACCUCAGAGAUCUUCUGAACAUGCUGUCAGAAUUCAGGAACAACACUGAAGAGCAUGAUUUUCUGCUGUUAUUGUCUGAAAUCAGAAUGAGAUCCUAAAAAAAAAAAAAAAGACAGAUGAGAAAUUUAAAGAACAAAACACAAUGGUGGAAUUGAUGUAUGAACACAGUAGAGCUACCAAUAGUUUGAAUGGAUAUAAAGGUAUAGUGAAUAGUAUUGGUGCAGAUCAGAUUUAAUGAGAAUACCCUACUUUAUUUCCGGCAUUUAAUUUCUUUUGCUUAAUUUUUCUUAAUACUUUUCUAUGCUUCCUUACCCCAAAAGGAAAUAGCAUGAUGGGUAAGUUAUUUCAAAAAUCAGGGAAUGGUCAUCCAGCCCAGUUCAGUGAUGAUAAAACCUUGUUCCUUGUAGUCCAUAGGACCCAAAAAUGAUACACACACCACCAUGUGGCCCCUGGAACAAAACAAAAAAAAAUCCAUCCCUAGUUUAAGGUCUUACAUAAUAAUCUUUAAUAAUCUUACCUAGUGAGAACUCCCAUGAUUAGAGGAGUGCAUUUGCUUCCUGAAUAAAACAUUGAGUGUUUCUGAUUUUGGCUUUCACUGUGACAGGCUGUUUCAUCAGAUUAGCCCAUGAAUAUAAUUUAUUGUACGAACAAAGACAGGAAACUUUGUCUCAAUGGUUGGGUUUGCAAAACAUGGUAGACUAGGCUAAUUUGGAGUUUGCUUCAGUGUAUUAUGUAAACUCAGCUCUUGUGCCAGUAUGUUGGUUAAACCAGGCCCUAAAUAAGUUCUAAUAUGAUUUGUUUUAUCAUAUGUGAGCGUGAGAAUUGUGCUUUAAUUCAUGGUUAGGCUAUUACGUGCAUGUAGAUCAUACAACGUUUCAAUAUCAGCAGUAAAUCGUUAAGCCUUUAAUAGCUUUGUUUCAGCAAGCUGAAAUACGACCUUCCUUGUCACCACCUCCUUUUAGCUGUUAAAAUUCUGAGCGGGCUCAAAUACAAGAGUUCUGGCACAUGAGGCUAGUAGAUGGAACCUCCGGCAAGACAGGAAUGCCAAGAAAAGCAUAGAACAGCAUUAUUAAUAUAUUAGAAGGUAAAAGAGAAUAAGUGAAUGGAAUAUGUAAAUAAGAUGUGUGAAGAUGUGAAGUAUGUAGUUGAUAAGGAAGAUGUUAUUUUAAAUGUAUCUAACUUUUUGUUGCUUGUAUAGUUCAUAUUUCCAGAUGGCAAAAUCAGAAUCUGAUGGUGGAUUAUUUGGGACAUGGUACAAAACAUCCCUUUUCACUUCUGUAUGACUUCCUCUGCUCUUAAAUGUUUUAAUGACUUCUCCCCUCUGAGUAAGCAGAGCACUACUGCUGGGACAUGGAAAUUUCAGUCCUGGGUUUGAGAGCUAGUGGUGUACGUUGGCUAAGACCAAAAGAUUCCCAACCUGUGGUCCUCAAAAGUACAGAAGAUGGUCCCUAGUAUGAGUUGAAUUUAUUUUAACAGCCAAAGACACCAUGCAUGGGGAAGUCGGAUAUGACAUGGUGACCACAGGUGCUACAUUGCUGCCCUGGCCUAUGUAGAGUUCCUCAAAAGAUUUACAUAAUCUAGUACUGGGAAAUGCUGGGCUGGGGUAAGGCUCUCUUAAAUAUCCUUGGCAGCAAACCUAUUGAGUUUCAUGCAUCCACCAUUGGCUUAUCAAUUGGUCUUGAGCAAUUCCCCAUUCUUCCUUCAGCCAUAUGCAAUUAAUGGCUUAUGAGAAAAUGUAUGGAUGCUAAAAUAGUGUUUGUCUGGUUUAGUCAACCCAGUUUUCUAAGCUCACGUGACACGCUGAAACAUAACUAAGAUGGGCUGGGUCUGCAAUGCUCAUAAGCACAGCCAGUGUAUCUGUCAGCACUCUAAAUAGGAGAAAUGUGAAUUCCCUCACCACCCACACAGACAUACCAAAUGUUUUUAGCUGUGGUUCUGGAAUGUUGACAAUACUGUCAUUAUUGCAAGGUUCUGGGAAGAAGCCCUCCCCUUUGUGUUACAUACAACCACUGAGACGUGUUUACUUGGAGGGAAGAAUGGGAAAACUAAGUGGCUUGUCCCAUUCUUGAUACAGUUGAUUACUGUAGAAGUGGUUAGUGACUGCAGAAUUAAAAGCUGGCCUGAACAUGUUAUCAGAAAAUAAACAUCAGUAAGCAUUGUC